AUGCCUCCCAAGAAGAAGGUCGCAGCAGCUGAGGGCGGCGAGGCUGAAGGCGGUGCAUUUCGCUGGACACUGGAGAACGCAAACAAGGUAAACCAGCUCCUCAUUCUGACUCAAGGCCGCUAUCUCACGGGCGAAGAUUACGAGCGUCUUGUUAGUGUCUUUCCUGGAACAAACCUCAACGGCGUCAAAAUCAAAGUCUCCCGUUUCCGCGUCGAGCAACGCAAGCUCUUCGACGAGUACGGCUGGACGCUUCCUGAUGGCGGUGCAGUGCUGAAGAAGACGCCUACACCGCGCAAGAACAAGAAGAGGGAUGCGGAGGAAGAGGCGGGCGAUGGAGAUGAUGUUGAGGAGGAGACUCCGAAGGCGAAGAAGCCGCGUGGCAGGAAGGCCAAGGCAAAGAAAGAGGCGUGUGUUGAGGCUGAAGUCGAAGAGGAGGAUAGUGGGAAGGUCAAAGAGGAGAUUCUUGAUGAGGAUAUGUAG
Alternaria hordeiaustralica is the source of this 480-nucleotide messenger RNA. RefSeq lists its product as uncharacterized. The record is from RefSeq and is a predicted model, not a curated record. The transcript has 4 exons. The coding region runs from base 1 to 480 and encodes 159 amino acids. NCBI's taxonomy places the organism in Eukaryota, Fungi, Ascomycota, Dothideomycetes, Pleosporales, Pleosporaceae.